Molecule: messenger RNA, 1413 nt
Organism: Panonychus citri (citrus red mite)
Lineage: Eukaryota; Metazoa; Arthropoda; Arachnida; Trombidiformes; Tetranychidae
Product: vasorin-like
Exons: 3
Coding region: 279-1220 (313 amino acids)
Molecular function (GO): protein binding
Source: RefSeq, a predicted model, not a curated record
CUAAUAAUUAACAUGUUCAACGAUUUAUGUAUGAUAAUUUACACCAAGAAUUAAAACAAAUUAAUAAACUUAUCUAAUCACAAUUAACAAAAUUCUUGUUCAUCUCUACCAUUUAAUUGAAUUCAGUUAAUUGUAAUUGACAACUUUCAACGACAACAAACACCAACAAUUCAAAACCAAUUUUAAUUGUGUCUAUGUGAUUGUGAUUGUGAUUUCAUUUCAUUGAUAGUUAACUAAUUAACGAAAACCUUUUGAAAAGGUUAAUUAACUUGUUAAUUAUGAUCAAUGAAAUUGCUUCGUUAUGUUUAUUCUCGUUAAUUUGUUUCGGUGAUCAACAAUCAUCUCUAUUUAAUAAUUCUCAAUGCCAAGAAUAUAAUUAUCUUCAAGAUAAAAUAAGUUUAAUUUGUAACAGUGAUUCUCAACUUGAACAAUAUAAACAAUUACCAAUCCACACACUAGCAAUUAACGGUACACCAAAUGAUAUUCAGGAAACAUUAGUUGUCACCAAUUUUAAUCAUCUAAUCAUUCAAAAUGCCCAAUUUAAUGUCUCAUCUCGACAAGAGGGUUCUCAUGAUAAAUCAAUUGUCCAUCAAUCACUGACCAUUGUCCGGUCAUCUAAUGUCGCUGUCUGGUCUUGGGCCAAUUUCAAUUUCAAACACAUCUACUUUGAAGAUUGUCUAUUAAAUCCAAUUUACGAGAAAAGUUCACACAAAGUUGUUACAAGUGAUUUUCUACCUUCUAAUUUAUUAUCAUUAUCAUUUAUUAAUUGUCGAAUUGUCAACAUUGGUUAUGGAGCAUUGAGUUUUCUUAAUUCAAUUCGAUCGCUAACAAUUACUCAUAAUCAUUUAACGACUUUCUCCCGAUUGGCCUUACCCGAUGAAGCUCCUGACCUUUGGUCAAUCGAUUUAAGUUACAAUAAGAUUGAAACUUUAUCCGAUUCUUUUACCAACAAUUUACCUUCACUCAAGGAAUUAAAUCUUCGUAACAAUCAAUUGCUCACAUUACCUGUUGAUUUCUUUCAUUCAUCACUUUUACUCUCGUUAAUUGACUUGGCAGAUAAUCCUUUGAAAUGUGAAACUUUUUGCUGGACAUUCACAAAUAGCUCAUUGUCUCAUCCAAAACUACUUGACCAAACGAAAUGUUUCUUGUCGAAUCAAGCAUCGGUUAUAUUGGCCUGGAGUAAUGGUACCGAAGUUGGUUGUAAUGAUCCGUGUAUUUAAUCAUUUACAUGAAAAGGGUUCGCUUCUUUUGUCUUCUAUCUGUCAUUGGAUUUAAAACUUGUGAUUGUAAAGAUCCACCAACAACUCGAGAACCAAUUGAUUGUCGUUUACUAACUGCUUCUGAGGUUGGUGUUGGUACAGUUACUUCCGAUUCAUCAAUUAAACUUGCCCAAAAUUCUGUUGGGAGACUUAA